AUGUCCAUCUCAAAACAAAACAACGUGUCCACCUUCAACCUCAGACACAGGAGGGCAAGCGUAGAGGUCGUCGACGCCAAACUCGCCGUAGACCUAGCUACCGCGCAGUCUUAUUCUGAGAAUGUCUUUCUUUUCGUACCGAAUCUCAUUGGCUACACACGCGUUAUCCUCGCUGCCGUCUCACUCCAUUUCAUGAGCUUCCAUCCUAAAUACUCCACUAUCGCGUACUGCGUGUCAUGUCUCCUUGACGCAUUCGACGGACACGCUGCCCGCGUGCUUGGGCAGACCUCAAAGUUCGGCGCUGUGUUGGAUAUGGUGACUGAUCGAUGUACGACGUCAUGCUUGCUUUGUUAUUUAUCUUCUGCGUAUCCGGCUUGGGCGACACUUUUUCAAUUCCUUAUCGCGCUUGAUUUUAGUAGCCAUUACAUGCACAUGUACAGCUCCCUUGUAACAGGCUCGCGAAGUCAUAAACUAGUGACGAGCGAAGUCAGCAGGAUUUUAUGGUAUUAUUAUAAUGACGCUACAACAUUAUUCAUAUUUUGUGCCGGUAACGAGUUAUUCUACGUCGCGCUCUAUCUCAUGAAAUGGGAUCAUUCACCAACGGGUAUCGCAAUCCUCGGAGACAUGCCCUGGGCUCGGCUUCUUUUCUACAGCACGGCGUUCUUCUGGUUCGUUAAGAAUGUGGUUAAUGUUGUUCAACUAUGGAAGGCCUCUAAGAUCCUUGUUGGUGUUGAUCUUGCGGAGAGGGCGAAGCAGAGGGAGGAGGCGGAGAUGCAGAAACGUGUCAAGGAGAAGGAGAAUGGGAAUGGGAACGGGAACGGGAAUGGGAAUGGGAAGUGA
This is a messenger RNA of Fomitiporia mediterranea MF3/22, 840 nucleotides long. RefSeq lists its product as uncharacterized. Bases 1 to 840 code for a protein of 279 amino acids. The transcript is spliced from 5 exons. NCBI's taxonomy places the organism in Eukaryota, Fungi, Basidiomycota, Agaricomycetes, Hymenochaetales, Hymenochaetaceae. The record is from RefSeq and is a predicted model, not a curated record. Gene Ontology annotation, molecular function: CDP-diacylglycerol-inositol 3-phosphatidyltransferase activity. Gene Ontology annotation, cellular component: membrane; Golgi apparatus. Gene Ontology annotation, biological process: phosphatidylinositol biosynthetic process.